Messenger RNA from Arabis nemorensis, 249 nucleotides. Lineage: Eukaryota; Viridiplantae; Streptophyta; Magnoliopsida; Brassicales; Brassicaceae. The record is from the annotation of a GenBank genome assembly.
AUGGUAUCAAAGCUCCAAUUUUUACUUGGAGGGAAUGGAUAUUUCUUGUUGUGGAAGAAGAGGAUGUUGGCUCAUCAGAACGUUCUAUGGUUAAAGGAGGGGUUAGUCGAUGAUCAUGGAGUGAUGAUUCAAGAAGGCCAAGAAUCGAAAGCUGAUAAGAAGGCCAAGAAGAGGAUUUUGAACCCUAUUGAUGUUAAUGAAUACAUUUUCUAUUGCUAUGCUUCUGGUUGUUUGAUGAUGAUUCAAUAG